AAUUUUACGUCAUAGUUUGUUGAGUUUGUUCAAGCAGAACUUUGUAAAUCGGUUUCGUUCAAUUUGAGCUAUUUUGCGUCCUAAUUUUAAUAAAAUAUGUCCUGAUAUGCAGCAUUACCUAUGAUGUUUGCACGUGUCUUGUAAGAUGUACUCUCUUUAGAGCCAGAUAGAUACUACAGGGUAGGUGACUACAGGCAUUGCAACAAUGUUUCAUGGCCAAAAACCAAAAUAAAUCAAACGAUAACAUACUUCUAAAGUUACUAGACUAUACGUACUAUACUCUUUGAAAGUUACGUCGUCCUCAUCAUUCCUGAUAACACAAUCGCAAAAUAUAAAUCCAAUAACAAAAACAAAACAAGACCGAUAAAUUAUAAUCGGAUUUACUUUAUUAAUUGGUACAAAUUAUCUUUCAAGUUUCAAGAUACUUUUUAAUAAUGUCGGAUUCAGAAGAAGAAUCUGUAAAUGCUCGCAAUUAUGAAGAAAUCGCCAAAGAGAUUGAGCGCUGCAAAAGAAACCCUGAAACAUCUGGAAUGUUUGUUUCUGGAUGGGAUGAUGCAGAUCAAGACGUAGACAUUGUAAAAAAUCCAAAAGAUAAUCCAGUUGAUCAUGUGUUAUGGGCAGCUGAAAAUGGAGAGUUAGAUGUUUUAAAGGAAAUUUUAAAAACAAGCCCCGGUCUUGUCCAUGUAAGAGACUCUGAUGGCUAUACACCACUUCACCGUGCCGCAUAUGGAAAUCACUUAGCUUGUGUUGCAUAUUUAUUAAGCGCUGGAGCAAAAGUAGCAGCAAGGACUGAGCUAGGAUGGACUCCAUUACAUUCAGCAUGCAAUUGGAAUAAUUAUUUAGCUGCUGCAAGGCUACUAGCGGCUGGGGCUGAUCCAGCUGCUUUAUCAGAUGGAGAACAAACACCAUUGCAUUUAGCAUCAGCUCUAAGUCAUAGUAAAUCAACUUUAAUCAUACUAUUAUUAAGAGAAGACAUUGUAAAUAUUGCUCAGAGAAAAAAUAAAUCAAACGAAACACCUGAACAACUUGCCCAUGGCCAUGGAAUUUAUGGUCCUUUAUUUGAGAUGGCAUUGCCAGCAGUAAAUCAUAUAAAAUCAUUGUCAUUUACUUGCAAUCCAUUUGUAAGGUAAAUUUAAAGUUCUUAAAAUGUCUUGGUUGAAUAAAUUUAUUUACUAUCAAUUAUUACAGAAGCUUAUCUUGUAACCCUUCUACUGAGUAUUGUA
Papilio machaon (common yellow swallowtail) is the source of this 1223-nucleotide messenger RNA. It is a transcript of the gene Ankrd49, whose product is annotated as ankyrin repeat domain-containing protein 49-like. Bases 435 to 1130 code for a protein of 231 amino acids. The record is from RefSeq and is a predicted model, not a curated record. Gene Ontology annotation, molecular function: protein binding. NCBI's taxonomy places the organism in Eukaryota, Metazoa, Arthropoda, Insecta, Lepidoptera, Papilionidae. The transcript has 3 exons.